CCAGGAGCUGCUUCCUUCUUCUCUCUCAUUGGCCUAGUCUAGCUGUCAUUCGACAGAGAGGCAGAGAAGUUGCUUUCUGAUUGGUGAAUGCCGUUUGGCGCCAACUAGGAUAGGGGGGCGGGCAGCGGCGGACCCUUGGAAGCAGCUAAUACCGCGAAAAGCCACUUGGGCUGCAGAGUAGGAAGGUGAAGGUCGGCAAGUUUCCCUCCGAUUCGGCACAGGAGCAAAAGAGUGAGAAACGUGGAGAGAGUGAGGGGGUCGCUUCGGGGGUCUCUCCCGCUCCCCUUCUGCACCAGCCACACUUGUUUAGAUUUAGUCUUCGGGUUCCUGCCGCCCGCCCACCUGGCCUCGCGGGGUGAGAGCCGCGCCCUGAGCUUGCGGCUGGAUCCCCGCCCGCGCCGCCUGCCCGCGGCCGCUGCGUCCCGGAACCGCGGGGUCGCGUUGAACUUUGAGCCACAGACGCGGAGGACGGAGCGGGAACCUGGGAGGCCGGCGCCGCCAUGGAGCUGGGCCCAGAGCCCCCGCACCGCCGCCGCCUGCUUUUCGCUGGCAGCCCCUCUCCUGUGUCGCCCGGGGCCGCCCGGCCGCUGUUGAGCGCGCCAGCGGCCGGGGGGCUGUCGCCUGUCACCACCCUGGCGGUCACCAUCGACAGGCUGCAGGCCCUGGGCAGUGAGUGUGAGCAGCCGCUGGAGGUGAAAAACAGCAGCAGUCUGCAGAGAAUGGGCUCCUCUGAAUCAACUGACUCAGGUUUCUGUCUGGACUCUCCUGGGCCCUUGGACAGUAAAGAAAACCUUGGGAAUCCCCUGAGGAGAAUACACUCCCUGCCUCAGAAGCUCCUGGGAUGCAGCCCAGCUCUGAAGAGAAGCCAUUCUGACUCGCUUGACCAUGACAUCUUUCAGCUCAUUGACCAGGACGAAAACAAGGAGAAUGAAGCCUUUGAGUUUAAGAAGCCAGUGAGACCCUUGGCCCGAGGCUGCCUGCACGCCCAUGGAUGUGAAGAGGGCAGAGAGUUCUUCACACAGAGGCAGAACUCUGCCCCGGCUCGGAUGCUUUCCUCAAAUGAAAGAGACAGCAGUGAGCCAGGAAGUUUGGUUCCUCUUUAUCUGCCCCAGUCACCCGUGACGGCCACUCUGUCUGAUGAGGAUGAUGGCUUCAUGGACCUUCUUGAUGGAGAGAAUCUGAAGAAUGAUGAGGAAACCCCAUCGUGCAUGGCCAGUCUCUGGACUGCUCCCCUGGUCACAAGAAGAGCCACGAAUCUUGGCACUCGAGGCCAGCACUGUGAUGCCUCCUCCCCAUGUAGCCCCAGCAUACGGCCUGUGCUGAAGAGACCAGAGCGGUGGCAGGAGGACUCGCCUCGGGGAAACAUGAAGCGGAGAAGGAGUGCAGCAGGGGCCAGCCCACAGGAGACCCCAGAGAUUCUGCGGCAUUCUUUAGCCCUGGUGCCCUCCCCCAAAGGAACCAUUGAGAACAUCCUGGACAGUGACCCCCGGGACCUCAUAGGUGACUUCUCCAAGGGUUAUCUCUUUCAUACAGUGGCAGGGAAGCAUCAGGACCUGAAGUACAUUUCUCCGGAGAUCAUGGCAUCUGUCCUGAAUGGCAAGUUCGCCAGCCUCAUCAAGGAGUUUGUCAUCAUCGACUGCCGAUACCCAUAUGAGUAUGAGGGAGGCCACAUCAAGGGUGCUGUGAACCUGCACAUGGAGGAGGAGGUGGAGGACUUCCUGCUGAAGAAGCCCAUCGUGCCCACUGACGGCCGGCGUGUCAUCGUCGUGUUCCACUGCGAGUUUUCUUCUGAGAGGGGCCCUCGUAUGUGCCGCUAUGUGAGGGAGCGAGAUCGACUAGGCAACGAGUACCCCAAGCUGCACUACCCCGAGCUGUACGUCCUCAAGGGUGGCUACAAGGAGUUCUUCCUCAAGUGCCAGGCAUACUGUGAGCCGCCCAGCUACCGGCCCAUGCACCACGAGGACUUCAAGGAGGACCUGAAGAAGUUCCGCACCAAGAGUCGCACCUGGGCAGGCGAGCGCAGCAAGCGGGAGAUGUACAGCCGGCUGAAGAAGCUCUGAGCCCCUUCGGUGGCCUGAUGUCCCUGUGCCACCGACACCCCAGCACGUGGCCUGGAAGAGACAGCCUGGCCCAUCUCAGACCCACUCUCCCGAGGGCCCAGGGCAUCUGACCGGCGGUGCCCCAGCCGUUCCCCCUGAGCCAUCUGCCAGGGCCUUGAAGGGCUGUGCCUGCCUGAGCAGCAGGAACCUGGCCCGGACCACUGCCUCCAGCUGACACCAAAGACACCUGAGGAGCAUGCAGGGGUUUAAUUUAUUCAACUUCAUCAAUUAUUUUAUUUUAUUUUAAUUUUUUAACUCCUGGGGACUUUUACUUUAUUGCUCGUUAAGUCACAGUACUGCCAUUCCGGGAAGGGGUUCGGUAUUAGGGGGGCCUCUGCUUUUCAUUAAAGAGGAAGGGUUAGUGUGGAGCCCUGUCGGGAGGCGCUGGCCUGGGGCACCAGGGCACAAGCUAAUGGCCAGGAUCUCCUGGACACUUGGCCUGGGCUGUGUCUGAGUAGUGACCCUCUGAGCAGACAAUGCCUCAGGUUUCAGGGCCCCAAGGGAAGGAGUGUCUUGUGUGGAUCGUGUUGGGUGGGUCCCCUGUGGGUAGGAUGGCUCUCCCAGACUGUGUCUCAAAGUGACACUUGGGUUUAUCAUGUUUCAAUUGGAGGGGGAGGGAUGGAUUGGCACCAGUUCCCCCUCGUCUAGCCCUGUGGAAGCGAGGUGUCCACUGCUGCCCGCCUCGACAGGUCCCCACAGCAUCGCACCCCAGCCUCCUAUCACUGUCCUGAAGUGGUGACACUGGAGGUGGUGGCAGCGGCGACGGGUUUCCUUCAGAUCUGGCUGUAAAAGAAUCUUGUUGAGAAAUAGGUGGGGGGUGGGAGGGAAAGGGCCUGUCCCUGUCCCCGCCAUAGCCUGGGGGGCUCUAGUCUCCCUGGCAGGGACUCCGUUGGUUGCACUCAGCCUCUCUUAGCUGUUGUGACCAACUGUCAGGCUCUGAAAAUAAAUGUGACCUUGAACCCA
Cavia porcellus (domestic guinea pig) is the source of this 3062-nucleotide messenger RNA. RefSeq names its product cell division cycle 25A (gene Cdc25a). Lineage: Eukaryota; Metazoa; Chordata; Mammalia; Rodentia; Caviidae. Gene Ontology annotation, biological process: positive regulation of G2/MI transition of meiotic cell cycle; positive regulation of G2/M transition of mitotic cell cycle; G2/M transition of mitotic cell cycle. The coding region runs from base 501 to 2060 and encodes 519 amino acids. The transcript has 15 exons. Gene Ontology annotation, molecular function: protein tyrosine phosphatase activity. Gene Ontology annotation, cellular component: cytoplasm; nucleus. The record is from RefSeq and is a predicted model, not a curated record.